AAAACAAACAUUAAAAAUGAAUAACAUUUCAAAGGAAUACAUAUAAAAUAGGAAAAUAAACGAAGUGAAUGAAACGUAAGCGAGAAAAAAGCGAAAUAUACACAAGAAUCUAAUUAAUUUAUAUAGCGCCCCCCCUCCACAAGAUUGGAGCUUUUUUUGCCUUGUUUAAAUUCAGAAAAUUGAGCGAAAAAUAUUAUUCGAAAUGUCGCUGCCCGGUAAUGGAAUAUUUGUGGUGCGUGGUGAAAUGUCUACCUUAAUGACUGCGAUGCGCCGUGGUACUCGCUGGAGCUCACAUCUGUCAGCAUACGUGGAUGAAAAUAAAGACGGUCUCAUGAAAUUAUUUAUGGACUUAAAGCAAGAGUUAAAUCGCACGAAAGAUCUUCGUUCCAUAGAACCCGAUAUAUUUCUAGCGCCGUUCCUCGAAGUAAUACGAACAGAUGAAACAACCGGCGCUGUCACCAGUUUGGCUUUAUCCGCUAUCAACAAAUUUUUAUCUUAUGGUCUGCUUGAUCCCACUUCGAAAAAUUUGGCUAUUACUGUCGAAAAUAUAGUAGAUGCUGUCACUAAUGCACGCUUCAUGGUUACUGAUCAAUCUUCGGAUGGUGUUACGCUUUUUCAUAUAGUGGAAGUUUUGCAUACAAUAAUGCGCGGACCGGAAGGUUCGGUUUUAACGAACGAAGCUGUUUGCGAAGUUGUGAUAAGUUGCCUUAGAAUUUGCUUUGAUCAAAAGUACAAUGAAUUGUUAAGGCGCUCCGCCGAACAGGCACUCAAAGAUAUGGUUUUACUGCUUUUUAUGCGUUUACCACAAUUUUCUGAAGAUUCUAAAGACACGGGUCUAUCGAAAAAGGUGCAAAUGAUGACAGCUGCUAUCGAAAAAGACAACAAACAUACAACUUCUAAGAGAAUAAUAAAAAAUCAAACGAGUCCAGUAAAUGACUCCGAGCAUGAACAUAGUUUCAAGAGUUUUGAAUUAAGUGUCGAGGAGAAGGAAGAGGAGCGUAAAGUUUCAACAGUAUGCGAGCCCGAUAAAGAUUUUAAUAGUCCUUUUCACACGUUAGCAGAUGUUUCCACAAGUCCUGAAGCAAUUGCUUCUCAAUUGGAAACUUUGUCUUCGGCAGCAACGUUAGAUUUUCAAGCCGGGAAAAUAAUCGAUUUGCAUGAUGAGAUGAUGCAAGCCUCUGUAAAUGGGAAUGAAAUGAAAGAAAAUGUGAUUGCAGCAAGUAAUGAACAACAAUCCUCUGAAAAUAUGGAUAUAGGGAUGAGCACUAUGAAAUCUGAAGAAAAUCUUGAAGAAAAGUCCCAUUCACCCUUGGCGCCAGAUACGAGUACGAUUGCUAACAACGAAUACAUAAAUUCGGUUGGCGUUCGUUUCACUCAGCAAAACUCUAUGGAUAACUCUGAUGGUUUAGCUCCUUUGCUUCCUUAUGGAUUGCCAUGCAUACAGCAGUGUCUUCGCAUCUUGAUUACACUUUGUGAUCCUUUGGAUAAACAAAAUACCGAGCCUAUGAUGCAUAUGGGUCUUAGCUUAUUAACUGUAGCUUUCGAAGUGGGAGCCGAUAACAUAGGAAAAUAUGAAUCAUUACUCCAAUUAGUAAAAGACGAUUUGUGUCGCAAUCUGUUCGCAUUAAUGAACGUUGAACGUCUGUCUAUAUUUUCUGCCGAUUUGCAAUUGUGCUUUUUGCUUUUUGAAUCAUUACGCGGUCAUUUGAAAUUCCAGUUAGAGGCUUACUUGAAAAAAAUAUGUGAAAUAAUAGCCAGCGAUAAUCCUAAAACACCCUACGAAAUGCGUGAGCUAGCUUUGGAUAAUUUAUUGCAGCUUUGGCGCCUUCCCGGCUUUGUUACGGAAUUGUACAUAAAUUAUGACUGUGCUUUAUAUUGCUCCGACUUAUUUGAGAAUAUAACUAACCUUCUGUCAAAGUAUACUUUAUCGGCUACAACCGCAGUAUAUAAUACUCAUAUUAUCGCUAUGGACACUUUGCUGUCCGUAGUAGAUAGUAUUGAAAGUAAUUGUCUACCAAUCUGCGAUAACAGCGCCAUAAAUCCAACGCCAUUGCCUUCCAACAGGCAUUCACGACACAACUCCGAUUUAGAAAGCAUUGUUAUUGGCGACGUAAAUCCACCCGAAGAUUCUAAAGUGGAAAAUAUUUCCAAAUUUAUUAAUUGCGCGCCACGUUUAGGUUUAUCGCCAACCAGUAAUUCAACAUCUCAGUCGAUAACGCGGGAAUAUUUAGCGGAAAUUAAGCGCAAGAAAAAUACACUCAGACAGGGGACUGAAUUAUUUAAUCAGAAACCGCAAAAGGGUAUACAAUAUCUGCAAGAGCAUGGUAUCUUAAAGCCACGCUUGGAUCCUCGAGAAGUUGCGCUAUUCCUUAGAGAAAAUCCAGGAUUGGAUAAGAAAAUGAUCGGAGAUUAUAUAUCUGUUAAGAAGAAAAAGGAAGAUGAUCCCGACAUUCUUAUGAAUUUUGUAGAAACUUUUAAUUUUGUGGGUCUUCGGAUAGAUCAAGCGUUGCGUUUAUAUUUAGAAAGUUUCCGUCUACCGGGAGAAGCUCCUCUAAUAUUUAUGGUGUUGGAGUAUUUCGCAGAUCAUUGGCAUAAACAAAAUGGGGAACCUUUUGCCAAUAAUGAUGCAGCUUUUAAAUUGGCCUAUGCUGUUAUUAUGCUAAAUAUGGAUCAACACAAUUUAAAUGCUAAACGUAGAAAUCAACCGAUGACUCAAGAGGGAUUCCUUAAGAAUUUACGAGGCCUUAAUGGAAAGGGCGAUUUCAAUCAAGAUAUGCUGGCUUCGAUCUUUAAUUCCAUUAAGAACGAAGAAAUUGUUGUGCCGGCUGAACAAACUGGUUUGGUGCGCGAGAAUUACUUGUGGAAAGUUUUGUUGAGACGGGGCGUGGGUCCAGACGGCACCUUCAGCUAUGCCCAAGAUUCCAAUUAUGAUAUGGAAAUAUUUAAAAUUAUUUGGGGACCUUCUCUUAGCGCAUUAAGUUUCAUGUUUGAUAAGAGUAGCGAUAAUGGUUAUCAACGUACUUUAACUGGUUUUACGAAAUGUGCUGGAAUUUCUUUCUAUUAUGAUCUACAUGAGGAUUUUGAUGCUCUCGUCUUGACUUUAUGCAAAUUUACUACACUUUUGCCGUCGGCCCAGCAAGAAGUUACCUCUCCUACCUUUAAUGAAAUUGUUCAAGCGGUGAAUUUUGGAUUGAAUCCGAAAGCCCAAGCAGCUAUGCGAACUGUAUUCGCUUUGGUUCACGAUUAUGGCGACUGUUUGCAUGAAAGUUGGCGUCAAAUAUUGGAAUUAUAUCUGCAAUUAUUCCGUUUGAAGUUGUUGCCGAAAACACUGAUGGAAGUAGAAGAUUUUUGUGAGCCGAGUGGCAAAACGCAGCUAAUUUUGGAGAAGCCUGCUCAAAAACAAGAAUCUGGUUUAUUUUCUAGUUUGUAUUCUUAUCUCUCGUCGGACGGUCAACGUGAGCCUUCAUUUGAGGAACGAGAAUGUAUAAAAAUUGCUAAAAAAUGUAUAAAAGAGUGUCAACUGGAUCAGCAAUCUACAUUCGUGCAUCUAAAAUCGUUACAAGAACUUAUAAAACAUGUUCUAGCCUUUUUAAAAGCUCCAUCAGUGCACAAGUCAAUCAGUUUGCCUUAUGCCGAGGAUGUUGUCGUAUUUUGGAUGGAGUUUUUAGUGAAGAUCGUAAUCUAUAAUCGAGAUCGCAUGAUUCCACUUUGGACGCCAGUAAGAGAUCAAAUGUAUUUAUUGUUGAUGGGAGGAGCUUCAUGCAGUUAUGAUUACUUGCUAGGGCGUGGUGUAGUAGCUUUACUUAAACUGGCUAUAUAUUUAAUGUGUAAUGAAGAAUUAUGCCCUUCGGUCUUGGAUUCAUUGAAAAUGUUACUGAUGUUGAAACCCGCCGUAAUUCUACGGAUUUCGAAGCAAAUAUCCAUCGGAAUGUAUGAAUUACUUAAAACUUCUGCCCAUAAUAUACACACGAAACAGGAUUGGCAGAUAAUAUUUACUCUUCUGGAAUGUGUAGGUGCAGGAGUCGAACCGCCAGAUAUUGAAGAUGCUACUCUACCCAUUCCUAAUGGUUUCAGUGCCAAAUCAGAUGGCGCUUUGAGUAGUGAGGAUGAUUCCGGUUUACCUGAUAGAGGUUAUACAUCUGACUCGGAAAUUACGAAUAAACAAAUGGUACCUAAAGAAAAGCUCCAACCUAAUUCAAAUACAAGCAGCCCUUUUCCAUCAAGUCCCGCUAGUGAAAAUUGGAUUUUAAUCAAUAAGGAUACUGAUUUGAAUGCUUUAUCAAGGCCUCAAUCCCCUCCUACAUCGAGCUUAAACGGGUCAAUUCCUUCUCUUAAUGGGCUUGUAUACAACUGUAAACUAUCCGAACACUCUCCUCUUGCGCUGUUUAAAUGUUGGGAUACCUUAGCAUUUAUUGUGCGUAACGUUGCUCAUAUAACUCCAUACAAUUUUGAGUCGUGCGUACGAUGCAUACGCACUUUUGUGGAGGCAUGUCGUGACGGCGGAUUCAAGCAGAGAUAUAAAAACGAGUUGGCCGCAGCCUCGGGUUGGCAACAGAAAAAGAGAAACUCUCAUAAAAGGCAAGAACGCUCAAAUGAGCGACGUCAUUUGACUGCGCAAGAAUUUGGAAAUUACGAUCAACGCAUCGAUUGCGAGGAGAAUGAUGAAAUUGAUUUAGCUCAGCGUUAUGAGACAUUAUCGAUACAACUUUUGGAUUUAAUGUAUACGUUGUACACCCGUACCGCCCAAAUAUUCCGCUAUUGGGCUGAAGAAGGUAGUGAAGUUCCUCAAUUCUCUGGUCCAAGAUUAUGGGCUCAAGGCUGGUGUCCUCUGUUGCAAGGCAUAGCACGUUUGGCAACCGACCGUCGCCGGGAGGUGCGCACCUACGCAAUUUCUUGUUUACAACAACGAGCUUUAUUGGUACAUGAUCUGCAGACACUCUCUGGUAGUGAAUGGGCUUCUUGUUUCCAUCAGGUUUUAUUCCCUCUAUUAAACGAGCUGUUACCUGAUAGUCCAGCUGUAGCGCAUUUGGAUUGUGUGCUUUUAGAGGAAUCACGUAUACGUACUGCCACCAUUAUGUCUAAAGUAUUUUUGCAUCAUUUAAAUCCUUUAAUUGAAUUGGGCGAGGUCUUUAACGAACUUUGGAUAAAUAUAUUGGAUUAUAUAGAGAAAUUCAUGCAAGUCGGGUCGGACAUGCUGUCCGAGCAGAUGCAGGAGAUCCUCAAAAAUAUGCUGCUAGUUAUGCACUCGGUACGCGUGUUUCAUAACCAAGAUGGAAGUUUACAUUUGGCUUUGUGGCAACUGACUUGGAAACGUAUUGGGGAUUUUCUACCGAAUUUAAAAGAUGAAUUAUUCCACGACGAAGAAAGUAAUCGAACACAAGUAAUGGCGCACAUUAAAAACAACAUCAACACUGCUUUAACAUCACAAAAAUCUACGAUAACAACAAUGGCAACAACAACAACAACAACAGCUAUGAGCAAAAAUUUAAACAACAACAGCCACAUUAACAAUUUGACGCCAUCAGUAAUUGUUUUGCCGCAACAAAAUCAACAAAUCGCAGAGCAAACGUCACCGUUGAAUUCACCUAUGGAAUCACCCCGACAUAGCAUAAUUUUACAACCACCGAGUGCAGAUUUGCUGCAGCAACCCAUUAUUUUAGGUCAGAUACCUCCUACUCAAUUAGAAAAUAUGCCAUUUAUAGUCCCUUACCAGGAAACUACAAUUUCACAAAUGACUAAUCCGGAGCUACCCAGUACAUCUAUGGCGUCUUUAAAUAAUCGAACAGACCUUCGCAGCACUCCUGAAAAUGAGUCUACAAUCCCGACAACCACCACUACAAACACUAUAAGAACAAACGUUAGCAGUAGACCCACAUCGUCGCGAACUCAAGGGCGUUCACUUCCAUUAAGUUCGACUUGGAUUGAUAAUGAUAUGAAUAAUAUAUCUACGGGAAACAGUCUUUCCUUUUCCAUAGAAUUGCCGGACACGUCAACUGAUUUAAAUGAUAUGUAUUGUAACCGUCGCCAUUCCGAUGCCAAUCAAAGAAGGCGACGAGCCAAUCAUGAAUCUGAAAAUGAUCAAAAUAAUAUAAAGCAUUUGGUGCGAGAACACUACAAUCACUGCUUUCAACGACACCAGCAAUAUCAAGAGCAAGAGCAACAAAAAACCCAACAACAAAAGGAAGCGUCGAAUACGUCCAGCAGAUUGGAUACGUCUACUAGUCUAUUGAACUCAUCUUUGCUUGGUGGUGAUGAGGUUCUUACACUGGCGGAGAGCGAAAGUGAAUUUAUGGCACUUCAAGGUGUUGAAGAAGAUGUUAAGUUGCCAUUGAGUCACUUAACGACGAGCAAUGCUUACCCAUCUUUGACAAAGCAACCUAAUCCCGUUAUUGUGCAUAGUUUUACACCGCUCUUUGUGCCGCCUUCAGCUGCGCAAAGCGGCACUGAUAUCUACGAGGAAUAUGUGCAAAAUCCUUACAAUUUGACGUUGCAACAAACACCGUUGCCAGAAGUUAGCUUGGUAAGUAUAGAACAGUCUCAUCGUGAAACGGAACAAAUAGUACAACAAUUUGAGCAACGCGACCGACAACAUGAGCAGGCACACCAACCGCAACCAGAACAAGAGCAACAGGAUCGAAGGCAUCCACGGCCGCCAGCAAUAACUAGAAGUCAAACUCCCAACAUUUUAAAUUAUUUUACGAAUACAAUUUAACCAAAUUCUGUACCACUGGAUUAGAGAAUUUGUUAUAGAUAAUUAUGAAAUCUUCAUCACUGUUUUCAAUCUUCUGUUUACUUUAUUUUUUGGUUUAUUAAUGUUAAAGAGGGUGGAAUUUUGGAAUUUUGGAAAGGUAUCGAUCGCCCUAUGAUGAACAUUCCGCCCUACCUUUUGUUGAUUUGCAAGAAUACAUUCUCAAGAGUUACGAUUUGUUUCAUAACUAAAUAAUCUCUGGUUUGCGAGGAGAGAAAUAUUUAAUCAAAACGAUGUGUGUGCAUUAAAACAUUAGUUAUGAACAAAAAAUAUUAAAUGAAAUACGAUCGUAUGUAAAUAGAAAGAAACUGUCAAAUA
Messenger RNA from Glossina fuscipes, 7066 nucleotides. RefSeq names its product Golgi-specific brefeldin A-resistance guanine nucleotide exchange factor 1 (gene garz). The record is from RefSeq and is a predicted model, not a curated record. Gene Ontology annotation, biological process: regulation of ARF protein signal transduction. The transcript has 9 exons. Lineage: Eukaryota; Metazoa; Arthropoda; Insecta; Diptera; Glossinidae. Bases 203 to 6712 code for a protein of 2169 amino acids. Gene Ontology annotation, molecular function: guanyl-nucleotide exchange factor activity.